AUGCCACCAGCCAAAGCUAAAAAGAUAAAAGACGGGAAGAAGAAUCGCAAAGAAAAGGAGAAAGUGGAGAAACAACCAGAAAAUAGUGAAAAAAAUCUUGCACCACCUUCAAUUGGUGAUCGUCGAAGUUCUUCAAGCUCAAUGCGUCGCAAAAGCAACGACGGAAGUUCUAUUAAAGCAAGUGAACGUGGAAAAGGACAUCAAAGUGAUUCGUCAGAUUCAACUGAUGUUAUCUCGUCAUCUGAUGAAGAGGAGCGAUGGAAGGAAAGAAAUCUUAAACAAUCAGAUUUGCCAUCUGAAUAUUGGCACAUUCAAAAGCUGGUAAAGUAUAUGAAAGCUGGUAAUCAAACUGCAACAAUCGUCGCUUUAUGCUGCUUAAAAGAUCACGAUUUGACGACACAAAUAAAUCAAAUUGCUAUUCAAGAAAUUGGUGGACUUGAAGUGCUUGUAAAUCUUUUGGAAAGCAACGACCUGAAGUGUCGUUUUGGAGCUUUGACAGUUCUUUCUGCGAUAUCAACGAACUUGGAUAUUCGACGUUGUGUAGUUGAUCUCGGUGGAAUUCCUUUACUUGUCAAUAUUCUCUCAGAAUCUUCGAAAGAUUUAAAGAUCUUAGCAGCAGAGACGAUUGCUAAUGUUGCUAAGAUUCGCUUAGCUCGAAAACUCGUCAGAAAAUUUGGUGGAAUUCCAAUAGUUGUUGACUUACUAGAUGUCCCUCUUGCUUCUCUUAUAACUCCACGUGAAAAUUUAACACAAAUACAAAAAGAACAAUUAGAUAUGGCAGUGGCCGGUGCAAGAGCUUUGUGGUCAUUGUCAGAGUCACGUCAUAACAAAGAAAUUAUGAGAAUAAGCGGCGUUGUUCCGUUAAUGGCUCGGCUUUUGAAAAGCACACAUAUUGACGUUGCUGUUCCAAUUAUGGGUUGUGUACAGCAAUGUGCUUCACAAGGUAUCUACCAAUUGGCAAUUGCAACCGAAGGAAUGAUCCACAACAUUGUCAUUCACCUUUCAUCUGAAAACUUUGAACUAAAGAUGCAAUGUAGUUCAGCUAUUUUCAAAUGUGCAAGCGAUAAAACUGCUCGAGAUAUUGUUCGUGAAGCGGGUGGAUUGGAAUCACUAGUGGCGAUAAUAAAAGAUAAAUCGAUUCGUGAAAAUAAAGCAUUGCUAGCUGCAGCAACUGGUGCAAUAUGGAAAUGUUCAGGUUCUGCUGCAAAUGUUAAACGAUUAGAUCAAUUGAAGAUCAUGAACAUUCUUGUGCAAUUGUUGAGUGAUGAGAAUGAUGAAGUCUUAACGAAUACUGCUGGUGUCAUCAGUGAAUGUGUAAAAUCUCAAAACAAUCGUGAUUCACUUCGACAAAAUGGUGGCUUAGCUUUAAUGGUGAAUCUACUCAAUGGAACUCAUCCACCAUUGCUAGAGAAUAUUACGAAAGCUCUAACGGAAUGUGCUAACGACCUCGAAAGCAUGGCAGUUAUGGAAGAACUCGAUGCUAUUCGCUUAAUUUGGUCGCUUUUGAAAAACUCUAAUACAAAAGUUCAGGCUUAUGCAGCUCUUGCUCUUUGCCCUUGUAUAAGAAAUGCUAAAAACUCGGGGGAACUAGUUCGAAGCUUUGUAGGUGCUUUGGAACUUGUCGUUGGCCUUUUAAAGUCACGUGACAAUUUAGUUCUUUCUGCUGUUUGUGCUGCAAUUUCUAUUAUUGCAAAAGAUAAAGAGAAUUUAGCAGUUCUAACUGAUCAUAAAGUUAUUCAAAUGCUUGCAAGUUUAGUUUACACAACUGAUGAUUUGCUACGUGAACAUUUAGCAAGUGCGAUUGCAAGUUGUGCACCUUAUGGAAAUAAUACCCAAGAGCUUGAACGUCUAAAAACUGUCACACCCAUAGUUGGUUAUAUGGUUAGUGAAAACUCGAAGGUGCAUCGUACAACAGCGAUGGCAUUACAAAAACUCUCUGAAGAUCCGCAAAAUUGCAUAACAAUGCAUGCAAGUGGUGUUGUUCCCUUUUUACUGAAAACUAUUGGAUCUGAUGACAAAGAUCUUCAAGAAGCUUCAGCUGGUUGUUUGAAGAACAUUAGAGAACUAGCAUUGCGAGCUGAAGAAUUUGCAAUGUUUGGAGAAUAAAACGAAGUGUUUUCAGGAAUAAAAUGAAUCAACAAAUUUAAAUACUG
Messenger RNA from Clunio marinus, 2153 nucleotides. The record is from the annotation of a GenBank genome assembly. Lineage: Eukaryota; Metazoa; Arthropoda; Insecta; Diptera; Chironomidae.